AUGACCAAAGAAGAGUACUCGACGUUCGAGGAUAUCGUCGUAUCUCCUGAAGAGAUCUUGGCAUGCUCGUAUUCUCAGUGGUACCCUCUUUUCAAGUCUCAUACCGUCGAAUCAAAAAUCAUUGCCCCUUUACCCAAGCAGUUCUUGGAGUAUUUAGCCAGUGAAAGUAUAAAACUACCUGCCCAGGGAGACUACAUCCAAAACAUUGAAAUUAAUAGCGAAAACGAAUACAGUGACUGGGAAGAAGACGAACAUGAUACAGAGGACGAUGAUGAACCUAAUAGAGUCAUAAGCACUAGUGAUUUCAAAGAAUUACAUGAAAGUAUAGUAAAGCAUAUCCAGGAAUUAGGUGGAAAGGUGACACCAAAAUUGAAUUGGUCGGCACCUAAAGACGCGAAAUGGAUAAUGCCUGAUAACUCUAUACGGUGCAACCAUGUAAAUGAUGUGUAUCUUCUCUUGAAUUCUUCAGAUCAUAUCGUAGACGAUCUCGACUAUCCUUUCGCAGCCAGUGAAACCAAACCGGCGGAGGAUGUACAAUACGAGUUGGUGCUUCGAAAAUGGUUGGAUGUAAAUCCGGCCUUGGAGUUUAGAGUAUUUGUUAAGGAGAGCAAAAUCGUAGGCAUUUCGCAGAGAGACUUGAACCACUACAUAUACUUGGAAAGUAUCCAGGACAAAUUGAAAGACAAGAUUCUGGAGUUCAUCUACAAUAGUGUGGUUCCCAAUCUCAAGAAUAAAUUGUCGUUGGAUAAGUACAUUGUCGACGUGUAUGUGCCUAGACCAUACAACAAAGUCAAUAUCAUAGAUGUGAAUCCAUUCACCAGGAAAACUGAUCCGUUGUUGUUCACAUGGAACGAACUUCUUCUUAUAGACACUGCUGGUGAAGACACGGACAACUACGAGUUCCGGUUGGUCAACGAAACCAACUUGGGUCGUUUUGCAAAGAAAGAAUACAGCGAGAGUCAGGUGCCACUAGACGUUGUGGAUGCUGCUAUGAAUACUGACUCCAUGGUGGAAUUGGCGAGGGAAUGGAACAGAUUGCAAUUACAACAGGAAAGAUCUGGGGAAACUACUACACCCCAAGAUAAUUGA
Molecule: messenger RNA, 1089 nt
Organism: Scheffersomyces stipitis CBS 6054
Lineage: Eukaryota; Fungi; Ascomycota; Pichiomycetes; Serinales; Debaryomycetaceae
Gene: CDC123
Product: cell proliferation protein
Exons: 1
Coding region: 1-1089 (362 amino acids)
Cellular component (GO): cytoplasm
Source: RefSeq, a predicted model, not a curated record